AUGUCUGACCUUCACAAUCGGCUCCUCAGGCGCAUAAAAGAACACGAACAAGCCAUUGGAGUGUCACUGGUAUUGGGAGAAGAUCUGUUGGACAAUUCGUCGUUGUUAGCUGCUCCGCCAACUCCUGCUUGUGCUGGUCCACCAGUAGUACCAGACUUUGAUCAACAGCACUAUAAAGAGAUCACUUUUAAAUACAGAGACGUUUAUCUCAUUAACGGGGUAUCGAUCCAAACGUAUUAUUUGCCUUCUAAUAAACCCACCAGUCCUAUAUUUAUGUGUCAUCAUGGAGCUGGAUCUUCAGCUAUGACAUUUGCCAAAUUGGCCGAACAGCUACAUCAACAUGACAUUGGAGUUUUCAUGUUUGAUUUCCGAGGCCAUGGCCAUUCGUCUAAUGCAGCAGAUGCGUCUAUUGAAGCAUGCGUUGAAGAUUUCAAAGGUGUAUAUGAUAAGUUUAUGCAACUCCAUUUCCAAGAGUCGUCAAGUAAUUCUAUAUAUUUAUUGGGUCAUUCAUUAGGCGGAGCAGUACUAACCAAGUUCAUGGUCAAGUAUUAUCAGAUCAUGCCAAACAUUAAGGGCUUAAUAAUGUUAGAUAUAGUAGAAGAAACCGCAGUUAAAGCUCUAGAUAGUAUGCCCAAGUUCCUAGAAAGAAGACCAACUAGAUUUGACUCUAUUCAAAGAGCUAUAGAUUGGCAUAUUAAAGAACUGCAUCUAUUAAACAAUGAAGAUUCGGCCAAAUUAAGUGUUCCUGAUCUUCUAAUAAAGGAGGAUGGUAGAGGUGGUUGUUAUACUUGGAGAGCUAAUCUAAUGGAUACUCAACAAUAUUGGGAAGAAUGGUUUAAAGGAUUAUCUGAUAAUUUUGUCAAUUGCAAAGGAGUUGCUAAGCUUUUGAUCUUGGCAGGCCAUGAAACUUUGGAUACAAACUUAAUUAUUGGCCAAAUGCAAGGGAAAUAUCAACUAAUUGUCUUCAAUAAUAAUGUUAGAACAGGCCAUUUUGUACAAGAGGAUAUUCCACAGCAAAUAGCACUAAGUUUGGUUGAUUUUGUUAGAAGAAAUGAUUGUCCCAAUGAUUAUAUGAAGAAUGAAUUAGGAAUUAUUCCAAAAUGGGGUGGGAAAGUUCAUACUUAG
Molecule: messenger RNA, 1125 nt
Organism: Lizanozyma spartinae
Lineage: Eukaryota; Fungi; Ascomycota; Pichiomycetes; Serinales; Debaryomycetaceae
Gene: PPE1
Product: carboxylesterase-mitochondrial 37S ribosomal protein YmS2
Exons: 1
Coding region: 1-1125 (374 amino acids)
Biological process (GO): protein demethylation
Molecular function (GO): protein methylesterase activity
Source: RefSeq, a predicted model, not a curated record